CUGUUGGUUAGUGGUUACAACUCUUGUGAUUUCCAUCUGCUCUGGAACAGUUCCUACUUCAACAACUGUCUUUAUUUGGUCUCUGUCGCUUUCUGAUAUUUAAAAACGUUGCUGCACACGUCCCUUAAAGCGUCCUGGAGAGUUUAACUCUGAAACAUAUGUCUGGAAGUCCCGGACUUUGUUGUGGCGGGCUCCGGUGUUAGCUCGGACUGUUAUUAGCUUUCUGCUCCGCGAAGAGCGAUGAUCGCCGAUAGAGUAUUUCUUUCUGCGUAUUUCGACUAAAAGACAAAAACCGGAGCCCCUCCGCGCACUAUGGCGAGUGAAAACACCGAGACCAACGCGGUGAACGAGGAGGAAACAUGCCCCCCGUCCGAGCACGACUAUGCUCACUCCUCGGCCAGUAACUGUCACGUUACUUCCACGGAGGCGUCCUCCUCCUCCGGUACUCCGGGGACUGACGGCGGAUUCCCCGUGCAGGACAGCUUUAAUGUACCGGCUGAGCCCGAGCAGAGCGCGCCGGUAGAACUUCCCGAACCGGCCUUGGGUGCGGAGGUGGACUGUCCCGUUGGAAAUGAUGUGGAAGCGUCCGCUACGCCGCCGCUGCUAACCGAAGAGGACUCCCAGAAGACAGCAGCCCCUAAAUUUGUCAGUACUGCCUCCCCCGGUGUACAGCGACGUGGACGCCGGCGUACCGGGCGGCCGGAGGACAGGAACUGCUCCUGCUGCAAGUCCGAGUUCGAGCGGCAGGGCCGCAGCUUCAACCGGAGGGCUGUGUUUACCUUCACCACCCCAGAGACCGUGCAGUGGGCCUUCCCGGACUCUGCGGUCCAGGACAAGUCCUUCCUCUGUGAGACCUGCGUGCAGUUCAUCAGAAGCAAAUGCAAACGCAGAAUGAACGGGAAGCGGUACAUGUGGCUGAAGCCUACGAAAAAACAGUCAGAGAUGAGAGACAAGAAGAAAGGCCGCAGGAUGGGUAAGAUAAGCAAAGCGGCGCUACUGGUGAGCAAGUCCUGCUACAAGACCGCUUUCAAAAUGCUAUGGUCUGCCAAAGGCGCGCGGAAGCCUAUGAUGGAGUUCUGGAGCAAACAGCUGAAACAGGAGAUGAAGGCUCUGACAAGGCAGACGGACAAUCCCUUCCAUCAGAAGGUGUCGAACAAGAAGCCGCUGUCGUCCUUCCCCUGGCAGCGCUGUCUAAGCUGGGUCCAGGAAAAAGCUCCACUCGUCACCACCUGCCUCACCUCACUGUUCCCUGACAUCAACGCCCUCUCCAAGAGCAGCCACAAGCUGUCAGAAGAGCAUGCGCAGACGUUGCUGGAGCGCCGGGCCGUGGUGGCACUCUCCAUCCCGCUCUUCACCAGGAACAUCUGGAAGAACAACUUCCUGCAGGCCGCUCUAGGGGCAGAACUCCGCCUGCAGGGCUGCUCUGGCUCUGCUCUUGAUGCCCUCAACACCAUGGGACUGAGUCAGAACAAAGACACAGUCAGGUUACUGCUGAACAGGCUCCAAAACGGCAAGAAGACUCCAACACAGAAUGGACGACAGAGGAUGAAGAUAAAACAAGAGCAGAUGAAAGCAGAGCACAUGGCAGAUGUCGAAGGGGAUAUCGAGGAGGGGGAGGAGGAGGAGGAGGAGGAGGAGGAGGAAGAAGAAGAGGAAGAGGAGGAGGAGGAAGAGGAGGAGGAUGAUGACGAGGAGGAUGACGAUGAGGAAGAAGAAGAGGUGGAUGAGAAAGAAGAGAAGGAAGAGGAGGAGGAAAUUGAGAUGGCAGUAGAGGAGGUAGAAGUGGAAGUGGAAGAGCAACAAGUGCCAGAUGGAUUGGAAGAGGAGGAUCAAGCAGAGGAGGAAAAGGCAGAGAUGGAAAAGAAGAGGAGGAAGAAGAAAGCGAAGAAACAGAGGAAGGAAGAGAAGAGGAAGGAGAGAGGGAAACGAAAGGUGAAGGAGAGAGAGGAGGAGGAGGAGGAUGAAGGGUUGGAGCAGAAGAAGAGGCGGGUGGUGGUGGUGAGGCUUGGCCUGCUAAAGGGACACUCAGAAGUAGGACGAUCUGACCUAUCAGCUCCCCAAGACUCUGUAGGCUCUGCCCAAGAACUUAACAGGCCACAUCUCCAAUUAGAGAGCAGGACAGAGUCCUCUUCUCUUGGGGGGUGUUGAAAGGAAUUCUGGGAAUUGUAGGUCAUUGGUAAAUGUAGAGGGAAACUAAUGAGAGCUUUACUUAAAACAUUUUCUGAUGUUAAAAAAAUAAUCAGUUUGAGCCAGAAAAGCCUCUGAAACACAAAACGGAGACUAACAAUGAAACAGCUGAUUGAUCACAUGAUUUAUGUGCAUCUCUUUUACCCCUGAUGGUCAGAUAAGCUAGAUCAACCAACUUCCUCCUUUGUUCCACUUUCCAUAUAUGAUGGAAGCGGCUUCCAAAAUGUUCCAAAAGGGAACUGAUAUGUAGUUUUCAAGUCUUAGGUUUUUGGACAAAACUAAGUAAUUUGGGACUAACUGUAGGAAAUAUGUAAUGAAAUGCCGGUCCACAAAAAGGAAACAUAUUAAUGAAAAAAAACCCAACAACAAUAUGCUGAUAUUGAGUUUGAACUCCACACUUUACAAACAGUUAAACUAUCUUAGAGGCUGAUUACAGUAUCAUCUUCUUGAUAAAUGGGUAGUGACUAUGUGUACUCAGAAUAUUUCAGUGGCGUUAGUACCAAAUUAUCUUUUUUUUUUUUUUGUAUUUGUUUCUUUGACCUUUAGCCUUCAUAAGAGGAAAAACUCAGCUCGGUUAACAGGACAUGUAGAAAGAUAGGUUACAGAUAUGCGACCAGCUGCAGCAGCAUGUUCUGUUCUUUAUGUUUAUCCAGCUGUGGGAUGAUGAAAGCUAUCAGAAAGUAAAAAGCCUUUUAUUUUCUAAUCUUGAUUAGGGUUAAACUUUCUUUCAGUUCCGAGUUUGGUUUCUCUGACACAAAGUUCAUAGUGUCACAGGAACAGAAAAUGUUUUAUUUUAUUUUGAACAGUGUGGAUGUUUUUUUUUGUUUACUGAAGCUGACCAUUUGUUUGUUUUAAACUGUUUCUGUGAGCAGAGCGGAUGCACACCUGAGGAAAGGACCUGUAAUGCAUCACCAUGAUUGUUUUUUGGCUGUAGUAAAUCCAGCAGAACACACUUCAGUAUGCUUUAAAAAAGAGUCAGUCAGUCCAAGGCACUAUUCUGUCAAAACGUUAAAAAGCCUUUGUUCAGAUGGUGAAAUAAUAAAAACAUAGACGAUGCUUGUACAUGUUAAAACAGAACUCUAUAACGACCCACGUGUAGCGGCGCAAACGACCUUGCUUGUUUGAAGCAUGUCGAGGUAUUUAUGCCGUGUUCACGUCAUGUGCGAGCGUUCACAUUGUCUGACAACUUAAGGUGGUUGUAUGAUUACAGAGUUGGUCACGCUACAACAUGGCACUAUAACAUUAAAUAAAUAUUACAACAGACGUAACAAAAUGAGUUUGGUUUUCAGGCAUUUACAGAUUUUUAAGCGCCACGUCAAUAAGUGCUAACUUGGAUGUUCUCUUGAACAACUGGUAAUUAUGGUAACUCCAGAAUGACAUAAACAUAGCAUAAGAGCCAUGUCCCAAUUCCUAAUAAUUUCAAAGAAAGGACUAUGUAAUGUGGUGCCACACAAGGAGACAAUGUUUAAUGGUUUCCCUAAAAUAGCAGCUUCGUAUUUGAGUCAAAGCAGGUCAGCUGAACAUGGAAGUCCAAUUUGUCUACAGACAUGGAGAUUAAAGUGUCCAAUUGUUUCCUAUAAUUAGUACCAGAUUACAUGGUUCUGUCCAGGAAAUUGUUAGUAAAUGAAGGAACCAUAAAUAAAACGUUGAGGUGUUCACUAAUUUCACCAUUUGUAAAAACUCAGCUGAAGUUUUCUCUCCUGGUCAGAAACUAAAAUGGAAGUUUCUGAACGAGGAGACACUGUAAUAUAGUUUGAUUAGUAACCAGGGUUUGUUCUCUGAGUUUCUCAAGGCAAAUGUUUAUAUUUUCAUGUGUUUGAGUUGAGGAGGACUGUGGCCGAUGUGUUGUCUGACAGUUGGUCCGAUGUUCAGUGAGUCUGAUGCUGAUCCUCAGAUCUCGACUGGUUACUGUAAAAGUUUGCCAAUAAAAAUGUUUAAGGCUUCAA
This is a messenger RNA of Micropterus salmoides (largemouth bass), 4133 nucleotides long. RefSeq names its product coiled-coil domain-containing protein 180-like. Lineage: Eukaryota; Metazoa; Chordata; Actinopteri; Centrarchiformes; Centrarchidae. The coding region runs from base 313 to 2148 and encodes 611 amino acids. Gene Ontology annotation, cellular component: nucleus. The record is from RefSeq and is a predicted model, not a curated record. The transcript has 5 exons.